Cataglyphis hispanica is the source of this 1248-nucleotide messenger RNA. RefSeq lists its product as uncharacterized. Gene Ontology annotation, biological process: detection of chemical stimulus involved in sensory perception of smell; sensory perception of smell. Bases 1 to 1104 code for a protein of 367 amino acids. Gene Ontology annotation, molecular function: olfactory receptor activity; odorant binding. Gene Ontology annotation, cellular component: plasma membrane. The transcript has 4 exons. The record is from RefSeq and is a predicted model, not a curated record. Lineage: Eukaryota; Metazoa; Arthropoda; Insecta; Hymenoptera; Formicidae.
AUGGAUUUUCAAAGUGUCAAUCUUCUAAAUGUGCAAAUAAACAUAUUCUCGGGCAAUUUGUUCCCAAUGACAGCCGAUGAUUCACGAUUUUCGAUUGGCUGGAAAAUAUAUAGCAUUAUUACAUGGUCAAUUAAUAUAAGCAUGAACAUUUUGUUCUUCUUUGGAUUUACUAAGGUGUCAAAGGAAAAAGUUAUAAGUGAUGGCAUGAUUGGCAUCGUAAUCCUUGUAGAAGUGUGCUUCAUUUUUACGCGAAUUUAUGCGUGUAGAGAUCUUGUCGUGCAAUUCAUCAAAAAGAUAAACGACAUUCUCCGCGUCCAGGACGAGACUAUGAAGUGUAUCGUGAUGGCAACUUUAAAACUGAUGCACUCUCCGCUUAAAUUCUACUGGAUGAGCAGCAUGAUAACCGUGACAAUGUGGACAGGCAUGCCACUCAUAAUGAUCUUUAAAAAGAAUUCCUUCUUUUAUGAAGAUUACAGAUUGCCGUUCGUUAUCACCGAACAGCCCUUUUCGAUGAAAAUCUUUGCGCUAGGAAGUCUAUGUCAGAUGCUCAGUAGCAUAAUCAUUAUUAUGAAGAAAGCAGCUGCGGAUAUCUACAUGAUGCAUCUGGUACUAUUAAUGACAGCGCAAUAUCGAUAUGUUGCGGUAAAGUUAAGGAAAGUAUUUCAGAAAAAAAAUUUACAAGAAGGCAAAAUACAUUCUCGAAAGAAACUUUCUUCUGGAAAAAUAGAUUCAUGGACAGAGAGAGAGAUGAAGUCAAUAUACUCGCAUCAGUCUACGAUAAUGGAAUUAUCAUUAAUAUUAAAGAAGUUUUUAUCCUUAAAUUUUAGUUUAAUUUAUAUAAGUACUAUUUUGCGAUUUUCUUUCAUCGGUGUCAUACUGACAAGUAAUGUAAGCACGAAAAUAACAGAUAUGGCAUUUCACGAAAAAUGGUAUCAAUUUGGAUCAUCGAUAAAACGUUCAUUUAUAUUGAUGAUAUUAAGUAACAAUCUAAAGUGUGAAAUUGCUUUAAUUAAAAGGUUCAAUCUCUCGUUACCAUCAUUUAUGACAGUUAUAAAGCAAGCAUACUCAAUUACUCUUUUGUGUUUGAAAAUAAUUAAAAAAUGACAGGAAGAUACACUGCAAAUAUGUUAAAUAAGAUAAGCUUUAUAUUGCAGGUAAGAAAAUAAUAAUCAAUAAGUUGAAAAUAUUAUAACUUUUCAAAUGUCAUAGAAAUUUAAUGUUUGUUUCAAUAAAAAAGAAUAUCAAAUA